ACCCACAAUGCUCCGCGGCUCAGCCGCCGCGCUUCCGGGUGCGGGCCCAGGAGGGCGGCGGGCCCGGCACGGCGCCAGGGGCCGGGGAGGGUGAAGUUUCUCCGACCGGAUGCGAACGAGCGGGCGGACGGAGCAGGAGGGAGCUGCGCCCGGACCAUGAGGCUCCGACUGUGGCUGGUCCCUGCCCUGGUGUUGCUGUGGGGGCCGGGCGGGCUGGAGGCGCUGGGGCGCCCGCCGCGCCGGCAGCGCUACGACACGGUUGAGUCCAUGCUUUCAGACUACGACAUCCUCUCUCAGUCUAGCAUCCAGCAACACUCACUGAAAAAGAGGGACCUCCAGCCUGAGACGCACGUGGAGAGGCUCUUAAGUUUUUCAGCCUUGCAAAGGCACUUUAAAUUAUACUUAACUGCAACUGCUGAACACUUUUCAGAAAAAUUUCAAGCAUUAAUUGUGGAUGGUGAAGGCAAAGAAAAGGAAUAUCGUGUUCAAUGGCAAGACUUUUUCACUGGACAUGUCGUUGGAGAGCAUAAUUCCAAGGUUGUGGCACAUAUUGGGGAUGAAGACUUUACAGUAAGAAUCAAUACUGAUGGAGAAGAAUACAAUAUAGAGCCACUGUGGAGAUUUGUAGAUGAUGUGCAAGAUGAAAGACUGUUGGUCUACAGGUCUGAAGAUAUUAGAGACUUCUCAAGAUUGCAGUCCCCCAAAGUGUGUGGUUAUUUAAAGCUGAAUGAAGAAGAACUGUUGCCAAAAGGACUGGAAGACAGGACACAAAAUGAAGCAAACAUCCAUCGAAAGAAAAGAGCUGUUCCAGAGACCUCCAAAAACACGUGCAAGAUGUUGGUAGUGGCAGAUCAUCGUUUUUUCAAGUAUAUGGGCCGUGGGGAAGAGAGUACCACUAUAAACUAUUUGAUUGAAUUGAUAGACAGAGUAGAUGACAUCUACCGAAAUACUUCCUGGGACGAUGGAGCCUUCAAUGGGUACGGCAUACAGAUAGAACAGAUAAUCAUCCACAAUGAGCCAAAUCUUGUAAAACCUGGAGAAAAGCAUUACAAUAUGGCAAAAAGUUACCCAGAUGAUAAGAAAGAUGCCUGGGAUGUGAAAACGCUGCUAGAGCAAUUUAGCUUUGAUAUUGCUGAGAAAGCAGCUCAUGUGUGCCUUGCUCAUCUCUUCACAUAUCAAGAUUUUGACAUGGGAACACUUGGAUUGGCUUAUGUUGGCUCUCCCAGACCUAACAGCCACGGUGGCAUUUGUCCUAAAGCUUAUUACAAUCAAACUGCAAAGAAGGACAUCUAUUUGAACAGUGGCUUAACCAGCACCAAGAACUAUGGGAAGACCAUCCUCACAAAGGAGGCUGACCUGGUUACGACGCAUGAACUCGGACAUAACUUUGGAGCAGAGCACGAUCCAGAUAGUCUGCCAGAGUGUGCCCCCACUGAAGACCAGGGAGGGAAAUAUGUUAUGUAUCCAAUUGCUGUCAGUGGAGAUCAUGAAAACAACAAGAUGUUCUCAAGCUGCAGCAAAAAAUCCAUCCAUAGGACCAUAGAGGUGAAGGCCCAGGAGUGCUUCAAGGAGCGCAACAACAAAGUGUGUGGGAACUCCCGGGUGGAUGAAGGGGAGGAGUGCGAUCCUGGCCUCCUGCACCAACAGGCUGAUCCCUGCUGCUCUGCAGACUGUAAACUGAAAGACGGUGCCAAAUGCAGUGAUCGGAACAGUCCCUGCUGUAAAGGCUGCCAGUUUGAAAGUGCGCAGAAGAAAUGCCAAGAAGCCAUAAAUGCCACUUGUAAAGGAGAGUCUUUUUGCACUGGGAACAGCAGCGAGUGCCCCCCUCCAGGGAAUGCUCCCGAUGACACGGUCUGCGUGGACAUGGGGAAGUGCAAGGAUGGGGAGUGCGUCCCUUUCUGUGAGAGGGAGAAGAACCUACGGUCCUGCGCGUGCAACGAAACGGAUAAUUCCUGCAAGGUGUGCUGCCGGGACGAGCAGGAUCGGUGCGUGCCCUACGUCGAUGCCAACAACCAGUUCCUCUUCCUGCGCAAGGGGAAGCCGUGCACCGUGGGCUUCUGCGACACAAAUGGCAAAUGUGAGAAGCAAGUGCAGGAUGUGAUUGAACGAUUUUGGGAUUUCAUAGACCAACUCAGCAUCAAUACUUUUGGGAAGUUCCUGGCGGAUAACAUAGUGGGCUCUGUGCUCGUUUUCUCCUUGCUUUUUUGGAUUCCUCUCAGCAUCCUUGUGCACUGCGUGGACAAGAAACUGGACAAGCAGUACGAGGAGAACACAAAGUCCCUGUUUUGCCCCAGUAACGUGGAGAUGCUCAGCAGCCUGGACUCUGCCUCCGUUCGGAUCAUCAAGCCCUUCCCCGCGGCGCAGACGACGAGCCGGCACCAGCCCCUGCAGCCCAUCACUGCCGUGCCCGCCGCCGCCCCGGCACCCAAACAGGACCACCAAAGAAUGGACACCAUCCAGGAGGACCCGAGCACCGACUCUCACAUCGACGAGGACGGGUUUGAGAAGGACCCUUUCCCAAACAGCAGCUCGGCCGCCAAAUCUUUUGAGGACUUGACAGACCACCCUGUCAUCAGGAGCGAGAAAGCUUCCUCCUUCAAACUGCAGCGCCAGAACCGGGUGGACAGCAAAGAAACAGAAUGCUAGUGCCCCACUGCCUUCUACACCCACCACUCCUGUCUGCAAAAUAAGGAUCUAAAACCAUUUCAUUUCUAUAAAUAUAAAUAUAUGUAUAUAUAUUUUUGUGAGGGAGCAGGGGAAAUAAGGAAGUGACCUACUGCAGAUGCUGGUCAUGUGUAUGACCUUCCUUAAAACACAUUUAUUAGAGCAUUCUAUCUUUUAAAAAGGAAAAUCCAAACUAAAACUGGCUUGUUUUUGAAGCUUUUUGGAUUUGAUUUUUCUAUUUCCUUCACCUUUAACAUUUCCUUCAACCUGUGGUGCAAAUCCAAUAUCCUGCUGGAUAUUGCAUUGUGUAUAUCAGCCUUUUUUUAUAACUUAAUAUUUUUUAGUCUGACAGCACUGAGACAAAAUUAAGGGGCUUUUAAAAAGAAAAUGCAAAGGCUGCAGGAUAUUCCAUAGAGGGUAGGUCAUUUAGCUGUUUAAGGUACAUGGAAGCAAGAGCCUGAACAGAUGCCUCGAGAACAGGAGGCCAGUAAUGAACCAUGAAACAGUGUGGUCUGAUGGCAUCGAGUGAAGGUGCACAAUUGGAAUCACGAAGCUGAAGAUACACAGCUUCCCAA
Calidris pugnax (ruff) is the source of this 3239-nucleotide messenger RNA. RefSeq names its product ADAM metallopeptidase domain 17 (gene ADAM17). Gene Ontology annotation, biological process: membrane protein ectodomain proteolysis; Notch signaling pathway. The record is from RefSeq and is a predicted model, not a curated record. The transcript has 19 exons. Gene Ontology annotation, molecular function: metalloendopeptidase activity. NCBI's taxonomy places the organism in Eukaryota, Metazoa, Chordata, Aves, Charadriiformes, Scolopacidae. Bases 157 to 2646 code for a protein of 829 amino acids. Gene Ontology annotation, cellular component: plasma membrane.